UUCGCUCCAGAGGAGUUGUGUGUGGGGUCGUCCUGCGUAAAAAGCUAUUGUACCUUUUGUCCAGCCCGGAUUUCUGGAUACUUUUUCUUGGCAUCAUGCCUCAGACGGUUACUCUGAGUGGUCCAUCACCGUGGGGUUUUCGCCUUGUGGGUGGAAGGGAUUUCAGCACACCGCUGACCAUUUCGAGGAUAACUCCGGGCAGCAAGGCGGCGCUAGGGGACCUGUGUGCUGGGGACACCAUCCUGGCCAUCAAUGGGGAGAGCACCGACGCCCUCACGCACAUGGAGGCCCAGAACAUGAUCAAGGCCUGCAGGGGACAGCUGGUCCUGGAAAUCAUCAGAUCUGACAAGCCCUGGUCUCCAACUCUUUCAGACGACGGCAAGACGAGUCCAUUCUCCGUCUGCUCCGAGCCAGACUCACAGAGCUUUAGGCCCAUCAACAGUGGAUACAUCCAGAAGCAGCAGCAGCAGCAGCAGCAGCAGAGGCAGCAGUCCCCCCCACACCACCCACAGCACCACCACCACAGCACCCUGAACAAUGGCAGCAGCACCAACGGGAGCGCUAAGCCCAGCAGCAGCAUGCAGUACAACAACCCCAUGGGCCUGUACUCCAGCAACCCGCCCCCCGCCUCGCCCAGCGCCGGCCCUGCCCCUGCCCAGCCCGCCUACACCAACGGGGACCGGGGCCUCAACAAGCACCUGGCCAGCCUCAGCCUGGUGUCACCACACAGUCCUGAGCCCCGGGUCCACUCUCCCAGCUCUGGGAACGGCUUCGACAUGGACUCAGAUGUCUACAAGAUGCUCCGGGACCCCGAGGAGCCCGUCUCAGCUCCAAAACAGUCCGGAUCCUUCCGCUACCUGCAGGGGAUACUGGAAGCCGAGGACGGAGGUAUCUCGCCCACAGAGAGAGGCAUGAGGGGUCUGCGGUCUCCCGUGCGUUCCCCCGUGCCCAAACUUGGAGGGAUGGCUCCGGCGCCCGCGGCCGCGGCCAACCUGCAGAAGCUGCCUCAGUGCACGCGCUGUGCCAACGGCAUUGUGGGCACAAUAGUGAAGGCGAGAGACAAGCUGUACCACCCCGAGUGCUUCAAGUGCGACGACUGUGGCCUGAACCUGAAGCAGAAGGGCUACUUCUUCAUCGAGGACAACCUGUACUGCGAGACCCACGCCAUGGCACGCGUGCAGCCGCCCGAGGGAUACGACGUGGUGGCCGUCUACCCAAACUCCAAGGUGGAGCUGGUCUAAAGGUCUGACGUAUGGGCAAGUGAUGGGCAACCUGGAUUCAGACGUUGUACAAUCCAGUGCCACAUUUUGAAAAUGACACAGCUUAUGUCUGCCAGUUUUAAGCAGGUGAUUUUAGACCUAAUUGGACAGGUAAAAAGUAAUUUCAAUUAUGUUUACAAUCCAGUGCCAUAUAGAGUAUUCCAAAUGACCUGGGAUUUACCAUUGCAAUUAAAGGGGCAUUCCACCGGUGGAGACAUGAAUAUGUAUUGAAAGUGGGUCAUAUAUGUAGUAGAAUAGUAGCAUAAAUUUCUAAGUUGGUGCCUUCUUGGCCGAGAAAAGGCAGAAAAUGACAUUUUAGUGCUUGUGGAUUUGUGACAACAAUCCCCAUAAUCCAUUGCAAAGCUCAAGUUCCACAGGCCACACCCAGGCAGCUCUGCCAGUGACUUACUGGAGCCUCAAUGCCAGUUAUUUCAAAAGCACUGGCACACUGAUCUGUGAUAGGUCUGUUAGCGCAUUAGGCAGAACCCCCUAUGGGCGGGGUUGAAAGGGUGGGGAAAAGGCUUGUAGUCUCAACAGAAAUCCACCUCUCUUACACUUCCUCCUACAAUGAUGCAAAAUGAUGAUUUUUACAUCAUUGUAGGAGGAAGUGUUAAGAGGUGAAUACGGAUUUCUCCUGUCUCAGGGGGAAUUGAGAAAGUGUUGCACGACCAUUCAAAAGUAUGACUGGGUGUCAAUAGGUAGCAAUAGAAAGCCUAAUGCAAAUGGGUGGAGUGUCCCUUUAAGGACAAUCAACUGGUUGAAUUGGACAGGUAAAACCAGGUGAUUUGGAAUAUAUGGCACUGGAUUCUAAACUCUUGAAUACAGGUUGUCCAUCUCUGCUCUUAUCAGACCAACCAACCAACGCCUUACCCAUGCUCAGCUCUACGACCCCUCCAAGUCCAGACACCCCCUCCUGUUAAGCAAUAACCCAUUAUCUAUGCACUGUACACUCCCAGCCCUGACACUCCAAGACAUGGUGAAAUAGGCACAGAAGAAGAUUUUUAAAAAAGAUUGUUUUGCCAGGUUUUCACGAUUUUUAUCUUUUUAUGCAUCUUUCAAGCUCACCGAUAUAAUAUUUUGUAUGUUUUUCAUGGACUCUACUUUUGAUUACUCUCUCUUAGUGGUUUCAUUAUUAGAAGGUCAGGAUUCAAUAUAGUGGUUUUGGUGGAGAUGUUCUCUGGUGUACUGGCUGCAUAGCUGCGGUUAUUAAGUGGUUUCAGUGCCAGGCACACCAAUGAUGCACCCCAAACCCUUAGGACAUAGCUAGAUAGACUUCAGUUCUGGUCUGGCAAGUCUAACAGUGGGAAUUAUGCAUGUUGAUGGCUGGGGUUGUAUGCACUCCUUUUCAUUUUGAAAAAGCAGGUACUUUUGCUUCUGGGUGAUACUUAACUGCUUAUUUUCAAACACAUUCCACAUUCACGCGUUGUCUUCUAGAAGCAGAGCAUGGCUUCCAGAAAGUGAUGAGGAGAGGGACAGAGAUGGGGAGCAGGAAAAGUAGAACACCAACCUAGGAGGCAUAUGGAACCCAUAUUCACUUAUGUUGAGGGUUUUGUCAGAGUUUAUUUUUCAAAGCUGCCCAUGUGGAUUUAAAAAAAAAAAAUUGCAGUUUUUGGGAUUACUGAUUUACCUUGUGUGAAUGACCAAAUCCACUUUGCGUUUUAUAGAUGAGUUGUUUAAUUCUGUCAAUUUUUUAGAAGCGCAGUCAAAAUCCUACCACCUAUUGGCCAAUUUCUUUUUUUCAAACUUUAUUAAAUAACUGUUUGAUGCGUUUUGAAGUGAUUUUUGUCAGGUAAAAAAAAAUGAAUUGCGUAAUAGCAGUGGUUGGCCAAGACGAAGCCAGUGGAUUUGUAAAUGAUGUCAUUUUUUCCAUGUUUUGAGUUUGUGUAUAUAUAUGAAUGUUUGUACGUACCAGUGUGAUUGUCAGACAAGUAGUACGUCUUUCGCCCGUUACACUCACUGUGCUUUCAUACUGUUGGAACACUAACAGGUCCCAAGUAGCGGACUCCUUAACUCUCUUAACUUAUUGUUGUGCCUUCACAUUCUUCGGUUCUCUCUCGUUUUGUUUGUUUUAGUUUUAUUUUGUAAUUUGAAUAAAGGGUGAAAAACGCAACGCA
Messenger RNA from Engraulis encrasicolus (European anchovy), 3373 nucleotides. RefSeq names its product PDZ and LIM domain 4 (gene pdlim4). The transcript is spliced from 7 exons. Gene Ontology annotation, cellular component: filamentous actin; stress fiber; adherens junction. The record is from RefSeq and is a predicted model, not a curated record. Gene Ontology annotation, biological process: heart development; actin cytoskeleton organization; muscle structure development. Lineage: Eukaryota; Metazoa; Chordata; Actinopteri; Clupeiformes; Engraulidae. The coding region runs from base 96 to 1241 and encodes 381 amino acids. Gene Ontology annotation, molecular function: actin binding; muscle alpha-actinin binding.